Messenger RNA from Cololabis saira (Pacific saury), 3272 nucleotides. It is a transcript of the gene grin2ca, whose product is annotated as glutamate receptor, ionotropic, N-methyl D-aspartate 2Ca. The transcript is spliced from 8 exons. NCBI's taxonomy places the organism in Eukaryota, Metazoa, Chordata, Actinopteri, Beloniformes, Belonidae. Gene Ontology annotation, cellular component: NMDA selective glutamate receptor complex; postsynaptic density membrane; plasma membrane. Gene Ontology annotation, molecular function: NMDA glutamate receptor activity; transmitter-gated monoatomic ion channel activity involved in regulation of postsynaptic membrane potential. The record is from RefSeq and is a predicted model, not a curated record. The annotation marks the transcript as partial. Gene Ontology annotation, biological process: excitatory postsynaptic potential; synaptic transmission, glutamatergic; monoatomic ion transport.
AGUAUUGUGGGUCACACUGAGCCGUACACUAAACUGUGCUGCAAGGGCUUCUGCAUAGACAUCCUGAAGAAACUGUCCCGCAACAUCAAGUUCUCCUACGACCUCUACCUCGUCACCAACGGCAAGCACGGGAAGCUGGUCCGGGGGAUCUGGAACGGGAUGAUCGGCGAGGUGUUCUACAAACGGGCAGACAUGGCCAUCGGCUCGCUGACCAUCAACGAAGAGCGCUCGGAGAUUAUCGACUUCUCGGUGCCGUUUGUGGAGACAGGGAUCAGUGUGAUGGUGGCUCGGAGCAACGGGACCGUCUCCCCCUCUGCUUUUUUAGAACCGUACAGUCCGGCGGUCUGGGUGAUGAUGUUCGUCAUGUGUCUGACGGUCGUGGCCAUCACGGUCUUCGUCUUCGAGUACUGCAGUCCGGUCGGGUAUAACCGCAGCCUCGUUACUGCUAAAGAUCCCGGAGGUCCCACCUUCACCAUCGGAAAAUCGGUGUGGCUGCUGUGGGGGAUCGUGUUCAACAACUCCGUCCCCAUCGAGAACCCCAAGGGCACCACCAGUAAGAUCAUGGUCCUGGUCUGGGCCUUCUUCGCCGUCAUCUUCCUGGCCUCCUACACGGCCAACCUGGCCGCCUUCAUGAUCCAGGAGCAGUAUAUCGACACCGUGUCCGGCCUCAGCGACAAGAAGUUUCAAAAGCCACAGGAGCAGUAUCCUCCGUUCCGCUUUGGUACGGUACCAAAUGGCAGCACCGAGCGCAACAUAAGGAGCAACUACCCAGAGAUGCAUGCCCACAUGGUCAAAUACAACCAGAAGGGAGUGGAGGAUGCCCUCAACAGCCUCAAAACAGGAAAACUGGAUGCUUUCAUCUACGACGCGGCUGUGCUGAACUACAUGGCCGGCAAAGACGAAGGCUGCAAGCUGGUGACCAUCGGCAGCGGGAAGGUGUUUGCUACAACCGGCUACGGCAUCGCCCUGCAGAAGGAUUCGCGCUGGAAGCGACCCAUCGACCUGGCGCUCCUGCAGUUCCUGGCCGACGGCGACACCCAGAAGCUGCAGACCGUCUGGCUCACGGGCAUCUGCCGUAACGAGAAGAAGGAGGUGAUGAGCAGCAAGCUGGACAUCGACAACAUGGCCGGGGUCUUCUACAUGCUGCUGGUGGCCAUGGGCCUGAGCCUGCUGGUGUUCGCCUGGGAACAUCUGCUCUACUGGAAACUCCGGCACUCCGUUCGCAAAUCAGACCAACUGGACUUCCUGCUCGCCAUCAGCAGGGGCAUCUACAGCUGCUUCAAUGGGGUCGAGCACACCGACCGCAACGGGAGCAUGCAGAGUCCGGACGUUACGACCAACUACACCCAAGCCAACAUGCUCAAGAUGCUGAGGACGGCCAAGGACAUGGUGUCCUCUGCCCGAGUGGAGAACUCCCUGGACAGCGCCACCAAGACCAUCGAGACCUGGAGCCGGCGCGGCGCCGAGAACGUGCGGGCGGGCCUGCCUCCCAGGAUCAUGACCACGGACGUGACCCACUGCCGGCUGCCCUACAUCUCUAGCAUCACAGACAACCACUCCCCGUACCCCCAGAGGGCCAUGACGCCCACCUUUCCGCUUCAUUACGGGGAAACGUCCACCCAACCGCUCCUGGAGAAGCCUAAGAUGGUGACCCGUCCCACGCCGCUGCGGUACACGCUCCCCGCCCGCAGCAGUCAGCACAUCUUGGAGAGGACGCUGCCCAUCUCCAGCCUCAGCAGCCCACACAUCGCCAUCAGGGACCCCGCUCCCCCCGGAUCCUCAAACCCCCACCAGGGCCGGCUGUACGUGGAGAACCAGGCUCGGCACCCCGCCUCCCCUUUCGUCCCUUACAGGGAGUUCCAAGUGCCCGAGAUCUACAUGGAGCACAAGGGGCCUCUGAGGAGGAAGUUCAGCUACCCCCCCGACUGCAUGAGCCGCCGGAGGAAGUCCUUCAGCUACGUGUUCGAUGCUGCAGACGGCAGAGUGAGGGGAGACUACGACGAGCCUCGGUCCUGCUUCGCCGAGCUGAGGGCCAACCACCUCCUGCACAACCACGCCCCCGAUCCGGCCGCCAUGGCCUGCGGCGCCGGUCACUACCCCGGCGGGAGCCCCUCCUGCAACUCCUGCAUGAAGUCCUACCUGGAGCCCGAGAUGGACGACGUACCGCUCCUGGGGAAGGACAAGCUAAACCGGCGGCCCUCGUUCCUCAAGGCCACGUGGGGCAAUGACAGAAUCCAUCAGCUGGACGAAACCAAGCCCUCGACGUCAACGUCCUCCAACCCCCGGGCCAUGCCCGACCUGUUUCCACGGAUUGUGGCGCCCAAGCUAAGGCCUCAUAAGCUAUACGGCAGUCUGGGGCACAACCUGUCCUGCUACCCCGUGGCGGCCGAGCCGGCCUACCUGGACCCGGCUCACAUGGGCUCCUACCCCUACAAGCAGAAGCUCAAGUACUCGGACUCCACCCGGCUUCCCUCCUACAGGGAAGCCAUCCUGCAGAACGCCGCUGCUCUGCGCCGCUCCUCGUCCACGGUGGUGCACAGACAUUACUCCACCUACCUGAACUCAUACACGGACCUACCGGUGUACGUGGGGCCGCUGGCUCAGGGGCCGCCCCAGUUCUACGACGGCUCCAAGGACGUGUGCCACUUGUUCCCCUGUACCAGACACUGCCCGGACAACGCGGCCAUGCUGCCUCCUCACGACAGGCAGGUGGUGUACCACGACAACGUGUUCGGGGCCUACGACGGCCCGGGGAAGAGGGAGGACCUGGGUUCCGGGGGCCGGGAGAGGCGGCAGGUGCUGGUGGCGCGGAGAGUCAACAGUCCCUACGUGCCAAAGCCCUGGGGCCGGGUCUCCAGCCUCGAGUCGGAGGUCUGAACCCCCGUCUGGACUGGUUCGGGCCCCUCCGAGGCUCAGGUCAAAGCAAAAAUUAAACUCUACACCGACAGUGUACUUGAGAGGGCCCGCUCUCAGUUAUCAGUGCAAUAAUACUCCCAGCAGGAAACUGUACAACGAGGAGAGACUUCAGAGCCGACUACUGCUGGAACUUCGUAAACCAAACUCAUAAUAAUAGUCAAACAAGUAUAAAAACGUUAAAAAGUAUUUAAUACAUACAAAUUUAACUCGUUGAUUGUUAUUUAAAGGAUUUUUAAACAAUGUGUUGCUAUGUGAAAGAGUUCUGGGAGACAAUAUACUGUAGCCUCUCAAUCUGACCACUUGAGACAUUUACCCCCAAUCCCCCCCUCCCCGCCCACACUUCUCAACUAUCCACC